GUCCAUUUCUGGCGCGCAGUUUCUAUGGUGACACAAGUCGCGCCACUGUGCGCCCCGCGCUUUUAUAAUGUUUCAAAUUGCCUAGCAACUUCUUGCGGUUAGAAGCGCUAAGAAGACAUGGCCGGCGCACCCAGAUCGAAGGCCACGGAUGGGGCUGAGAGGAAGAAUAAUUCCAAAGAAAAAGUCUCUGAGCGAGAGACGUGGUGGAGAAGCUCACUAACAGAAUCUCCUGUUCCUGGCACCUAUCAUAUCCGAAGCUUUAUUGAAGAUGCAGCUAUGAAUCCUGUGAGGAAAACCUAUGGCUUCAAAGGGGAAGGCAGGAAGAAAUAUGCUGGCGUCCUUCGAAAAGGAGAUCUUUUACUUCCUGGCGCCUAUGCUUAUGCUGAUUUUCUACAACAUGCUGAAAAACAGCGUGUCACUUACUCUUUCCGGAGCUGCACCAGGUCAAAGUGCCCAAUAGUAGGCGUCACAGAUAAGGACGUCAAUAUUUCCCCUUGCCAGUAUAAUCUAAUGGAAAAGCCAGUAAUCAAGACUUCUUGCAAGCAUGUGAUGUUUCGCUCUGCAGUACAACGUUUUCCAACUAUUUACUUUGUGCCAAAAGAAGGUCCCGCACCCGGCCAGUAUGAAGUCAGAGUUGAACAGACACAUCCCAACAUCACUUCCUGCUUCCGGUCAGCUGUGCCCCGUCUACCAAGUACCCGCUCAAAAACCCCUGGUCCUGGGACCUAUGAGCCAAUGAAGCAAAUGCCAGUGCAGCCCAUCACCGUAACUGCUAUGGGACGUUUGCAUGGAUUAUUCUUCCGCAACUCCUUUGAGUUUUAAAUUUUAAGGAGAAAUUAGGCAAUCUCAUUGUUUUCAUGCUCAGGAUUCUACUGACUGCCUGCUAUGCUGUCCCAAGUCAUUGUGUAGUCAGACAGAUUUUUGGGAUAUGUGCUCUUAGCCUUUACUCUCCUUACACCAGUUCGUAUCAUAUUCUGCCAAUAUGGCUAUGCAAACUGAAGACAAAGAAGUCUGAUUGUGUGUGUGUGUGUGUGUGUGUGUGUGUGUGGUAGAAAUAUUUUCUGUCAUGGUACAACCCAAUUUGGUAAAAUAAUGUUCUUUAUUCAAAGAAACUGCAAAAUCACUUAAGGCAAGUGAGAAGCCAUACAGUAUAUAAACAUUGUACAUCAAGCACAAAAUACUAUUACAGUAUUUUAGGUAGAUUUCAUUUCUCAGUGUUUCUGCCCUUCAGUUUCUCUCUGAAUUGCUGUGGUCAGCUGUUGAUGGAGCAAGAACAUUUGUUUUAUUAAAAAAAAAAUUCAAAUGACUCUUAA
Molecule: messenger RNA, 1313 nt
Organism: Erpetoichthys calabaricus (reedfish)
Lineage: Eukaryota; Metazoa; Chordata; Cladistia; Polypteriformes; Polypteridae
Gene: stpg4
Product: sperm-tail PG-rich repeat containing 4
Exons: 7
Coding region: 118-822 (234 amino acids)
Biological process (GO): epigenetic programing of male pronucleus
Cellular component (GO): female pronucleus; germinal vesicle; male pronucleus
Molecular function (GO): chromatin binding; histone binding
Source: RefSeq, a predicted model, not a curated record